Molecule: messenger RNA, 1696 nt
Organism: Exaiptasia diaphana
Lineage: Eukaryota; Metazoa; Cnidaria; Anthozoa; Actiniaria; Aiptasiidae
Exons: 2
Coding region: 370-1638 (422 amino acids)
Source: RefSeq, a predicted model, not a curated record
CCAAAUGCAAGAUGGCGGCCGUCGAGUGACGUUCUAUGGUGUAUCUUGCUAGUUUCUGUCUAAAUAUAACGCUUCAACAACUUGAAAAUGGCAAUUAUCUGCGCAGUUUAUGGCUGUGGAAACAACAGCCGUCGUGAUAAGGAGAAMAGAUUCUUUAGAAUCCCAAAAAUCGUAAAAAACAGCGAUCCAAACAAGACCGACGAGAAAUUGUAAACUACACGCCGAAAACUAUGGCUUAAAAACAUCUCCCGUGCAGACUUAMGUGAAGAAAAGGCCGAACACACAAGAGUCUGCAGUGAUCACUUCAUUUCUGGACAACCAUCGAAACUCUAUGAUCAAAACAAUCCAGACUGGGCUCCAACACAACGCAUGGGACACAAUAAAAUCAAAGAACAAACAUCUAGUCAAUUAUCAAGGAGCCAAAGAUCACAAGAAAGAGAGGCUAAAAGGGUGAAGCUUGAAGCUGAGAGAGUGCUUUCUGAACUUAAAAAGUCACUGGAAAGUGCACAAGGUUUACCUUCAUCAAGUCAUGUUGAAGUGGAGGAAAAUACUUUAGACACUCAAACACCUGGAGACUUUGGUUGUCAAACUGACAUUAAAACUCCAUCUCAAGACUUUAGCUGUCAAACUGAGCUCAGUGGAUGUGAUAUCUUAGAAAUGGAACAAUGUAUACAAAACAUGACAUGUGAACUUGCUGAACAUAAACAAAAGGUCAUUGAUGCUGAUCUCUCAGAGAAAUGCUUUCAGGACAGUGAUGAGAAAACCAAGUUUUACACAGGCCUGCCUAACUUUCUGAUUUUCCACCAAAUUCUGAGCCUGUGCAKCCCCUACAUUUACUCUGGAGCAACCAACAGUUUGACUAAAUUACAAGAACUACUUCUAGUACUGAUGCGUCUGAGACUUAACCUCCCUCUACAAGACCUAGCAUAUAGGUUCGAAAUAUCAAAGGCCACAGCUUCAAGAAUUUUUGAAAAAUGGAUUAAUGUAUUGUGCGUGCGUUUGGCCUUUUUGAUUGUGUGGCCUUACAGGGACAAUCUGAUAGAAGCUAUGCCUACUUGUUUCAAGCAAAGCUAUGGAAACCGUGUUGCUGUCAUCAUAGACUGUUUUGAAGUAUUUAUGAACAGACCCUCAAGUCUCAUUGCAAGAGCAAUURCAUGGUCGAAUUAMAAGCACCACAACACCAUCAAAUUUCUUAUUGGAAUAACCCCACAAGGUGUUAUCUCAUUCAUAUCAAAGGCUUGGRGAGGUAGAGCAAGUGACAAACAUGUAACAGACAACUGUGGAAUACUAGAACAUCUAAUACCUGGUGACCUUGUGUUAGCUGAUAGAGGUUUUGAUAUUGCGGAAAGUGUUGGUCUAUACCAAGCAUCAUUGAAAAUCCCUGCUUUCACCCGAGGAAAGAAACAACUGUCGGCGAAUGAAAUAGAGGACACAAGAAAAAUAGCAAAUGUAAGGAUACAUGUAGAGAGGGUCAUUGGUCUUGUACGACGAAAGUACAUUAUACUUCAAAGCAUUUUACCAGUAGAAUUUGUAACCGCUAAACCUGGACAAAGUGAAGCACCAAUUGACAAGAUAACCAAAGUAUGCUGUGCACUCACUAAGUACAAAAUCGCAGAAAAACACUCUUCAGUGUGGUGAAAAUGCCACAUUUACGGACGGUGAAUGAUUCCAAAAUUGUUUUUCGUCUACAAAUAGU